CGAUUUUCUAAAGGAAAACAUAAAUUAGAGAUACCGUUUUCAUAAAAUUUAAUUCGUGUAUUUACACCAGCAAUUAGGAGUCAUCUAAAUAGUAAUUAAUAACAACGAAAUUAUGAUUUUUUAGUUGGACAAUUUUUAUUCAAGCAAAUUUGCCUCCUUUCACAUCAACACUCAAGAUCGACCGUGUCAGGCCACCUCAUUAAAAUUAGCUCUUCCACCAAGUGGGCUGUGAUCCUAAUCAUCUAACUUCACUCGGUACAAAAAUAAUAGUUUUAAUUUUUCAUAAACUUUAUUUAAUAAAACUCAGUCUGUGAUUUUUACAUGUGAUGUUUUAAACGUGUUUUAAGCACUUUGUAGUGUUUUAAGUUGUUUGUUAAGUGUUCAAGUUUGUCUUUUCAUCAUGUCUGAUGUACACGAAGUUGAUACAACUGAAAGCAGUGGGAAUGAAAACUCAAAAAUUAAGUACGAAAUGUCCCCUAGUCUUAAAGAACAAUUGCAAAACAUUCCGGGGGCGAUGGAGUAUAUAGCGUUGCUAGAAAAACAAAUUAAAAAGCAGAAGAAGAAACUGCGGAAAAUUAAAGCGAAAUUUAAGACUGUUCCAACGUGUCACGAUGUCAGCAUUCAAACCGAACCCCUGUACGACGUGAGUUAUUCACAAAAUACAAUAUCAGAAGAACCCAAAAGUAUUGCUGAAGAAAUCAAAGAAGCUGCAGAAAUAGCGACCCAAAACAUAGGUUUCAUGUAUGACGAAGCCACGGGAAUGUACUACGAUUCAAAUACGGGAUACUAUUACAAUGUGGAAUAUGGUUUGUACUAUGAUCCAACUAGCGGCACGUACCUAAAGUAUAAACAAGACACCAAUACCUAUGAAUUCCAUUCCCGAGUAUAUGUACCUCCGCCCGAAAAACAAACAAACAAAGAAAUUGUCAAACGAAAGAAGAAAAGUAAGGAUGAGUCAAAAGCGGCGAAAUGUGUACGGUUGGGGACGGAUUCAUCGCAGUCGGCAGAAACGGAAGAAGGAGAAUGUUCAAUCAGCAGUGGCAACGAUAGUGACGAUACCAAUUCCGAUAAUAGCGACUUGUCAAAGAAGUGGCCACCUUGCAUGCGAGUUAUUGUGGAACAAUCCCAACUGCCGAAAAUCAAAGUUGGUUCUUUACACAUAGUGACAUUCGAAGGUGGUACCUUAGGACGUGAGGGGAACCACGCUAUCAUCCUUCCAGAUAUAAACAUUAGCAAAUGUCACCUUAAGUUUACUUAUGACAAAGACAAGAACCGGUACUUCGCUACCGAUUUGGGGUCUAGGAACGGUACCGUUCUGAACGGCAAGAGAAUGAGCACCUCUAAACAAGAAAGUGAAGCUUUGGAAGUACCACAUGGUAGUAGAAUCCAAGUGGGUGCUGUAGUAUUAUUGUGUCACGUUCAUGACGGGUACAAAACUUGUGGUCAUUGUGAACCAGGAUUAGUACAAACUGCAGAAAAGAAAGUUGAACCCGUUUCAAAAGCUACAAAAAGCGAACAACACAAGAGCGAGUUGAAGAAAUUGAGGAAAAAGUUUGGUGUCAGCGCAUUUGAAGAAGGGAACACGAAGUUGGCGUCUGGUUACACGGACAGAGCUCAAAAAAGGAGAGACACUGUGGGUAGUCAAAAUCCUCAUGAGAAGACGGAGACGGCAUCACUCAAUGAGUCGAUUUCAUCGCAAAAUAAAGGGUUUAAAAUGUUGGCAAAGAUGGGCUGGAAGGAAGGACAGUCGUUGGGAAAAGAUAGUCAAGGCAUGCUAGAACCACUGCCUAUAGUUGGUAAUCCAGGAACGUCGGGAAUUGGAAGUGGAGGAGGUGGUGAUGCAGUGCCGUUUGAUGUGCAGUAUGACAAAAAUAGACACAUUAUUUGGAAAAAGACACAAGAAAGAUUUAAAAAACUACCAGCAGCGGCAAAUGUUUUUGAGGAAUCUGAUUGAUGUUCGUAGUUAGGUUAUUUUGGUGUAGAUAAUUUUUGUAAUUAAGACAUUUUUAUUGAAAAAAAAACCGUGUG
Molecule: messenger RNA, 2028 nt
Organism: Zophobas morio
Lineage: Eukaryota; Metazoa; Arthropoda; Insecta; Coleoptera; Tenebrionidae
Product: angiogenic factor with G patch and FHA domains 1
Exons: 8
Coding region: 401-1954 (517 amino acids)
Molecular function (GO): protein binding; nucleic acid binding
Source: RefSeq, a predicted model, not a curated record